AUGGAGAGACAGAGGCUUGAUGAAGGCAACAAGAAGAAGUUAGGUUCACUGGACCAGAGAAAGACUGAUGAUUGCUUCGUGAGACUUGUGGAAGAACAAAAGAAGGAAAAAGAAGAGACUUUGAACAAGAUCCAUCAGCUUGAGAAGGAGUUAGACUGCAAGGACAAACUUGAAAUGGAAACUCAGGAGCUGAAAGGAAAGCUGCAAGUCAUGAAUGAAGAGUUGGAGGAGAAGUGUUUUGAGUUAGAAAAUCUAGAGUGUAUUGAAUGGGCCCUCGUAAUAAAAGAACGCCAAAGCAAUGCUGAGUUACAAGACGCCCGGGAAGCAUUGAUCAAGGAAUUGAGAGAACUGGUGAGUGAUCGAACCAGCAUCACAAUAAAGAAGAUGGGAGAGCUUGAUGAGGAGCCGUUCAUAAAAGCAUGCAAAGAGAGAUUCACUGGGGAAGAAGCUGAUGUGCAACACGCCAUGCUUUUCUCGAAAUGGCAGGAAAACCUCAAGGUUGCAGCAUGGCACCCAUUCAAACGAGUAGGGACAGGAGACCAAAUGCAGGAAGUGGUUUAUGAAGAAGAUAAGCAACUUAAGAGUCUGAGAGAAGAGUGGGGAGAAAAUGUGAAGAACGCGGUUAAGACAGCACUCGAGGAGCUGAAUGAGUUUAAUGCAAGUGGUCGGUAUCCUGUCCCGCAACUGUGGAAUCUCAAAGAAAAAAGAAGAGCCACACUGAAAGAAGUGGUUGAGUACAUGACGCUGCAGAUCAAAAAUCUCACACACUAA
This is a messenger RNA of Eutrema salsugineum, 771 nucleotides long. Its product is annotated as factor of DNA methylation 5. The transcript is spliced from 5 exons. The record is from RefSeq and is a predicted model, not a curated record. Lineage: Eukaryota; Viridiplantae; Streptophyta; Magnoliopsida; Brassicales; Brassicaceae. Bases 1 to 771 code for a protein of 256 amino acids. Gene Ontology annotation, biological process: gene silencing by siRNA-directed DNA methylation.